AAACCAGCGCCGCCCCUGUAGCCAGCUCUUCAUCUUCCCGUGGCACAACGACACUUUGUUUCAGACGCCGCAUUAUUAUGUCUUCGACGACGAGUAAGACGAUGUCUGUGAUGAAGUGGGUUGCGGCGAGUUUGGUGGGGUGGGCUGUGAUGAACGGACCUGGGUUCGUGUUGGCUCAGGCAGUGACAUCGACGACGUUGACGGAGGUGCCUAUUGAGAGUAUAUCGGUCUUGAGCCAGUCGACUACAUCCGCGCCAAUUCCGACACCGACACCGACACCGGCGAUAGGGACAAUGACGGUACAGUGUUGGCGGACGACUCUGCUCUCGGGGGCGCCUGCUACUUUCCCAGUCGAUACAGCUGCGGCGUCCACCGUUACCGGUGCAGUAUGUUACGAGGUGUUCUCUCAGGAUGGUGGAAUAGCUAGGAUACCAGUUACGCCCGGGCCGAACUUCGAACCUCUGGCACUCCAAAGCUCCUACUCCGCCUCUCUAGCAUCCGAAUCCGCCGCACGCGCCUCCAGCACUCCGGGCUCCUCUUCCUCUUCGUCAUCAAACCACCUCGUCAGGGUGCUCGUACCUGCGCUGAUCGGCUCGCUCGUCGGCGUUAUCCUUCUUGGUCUCGCAACGUUAUACUUCCUACGUCUACGUACCCGCCGCAAGACACAAAGCUCGCGUGCCCAACGAUGGGUGGAUAACCGGAACAGUGUGGCGUUAGGAGCGAACGAGUCGUGGGCGAUGAAGGAGUCGCCGUCACGCGCGACUUAUGCUGUUAAUAAGUCUGAGACGGCGUGAACGAUAUAUUAUUAAUUGGUGGGAUUGCGAUGUCUCUUUGACGACUUCUAUUCGCCACCGCUAGCGACUUAGAUACAUCCCCCUACACUCACUAGCGAAUCGACUCUGCUUUGCUCAUACUACUCGCACAUUGCGCUUCGCUCACCGCUAACGACCCUUAUUUAUUAUUCCUCUCACUCUCGUUUUCGGCUUGUUUUUCUUGACCUCUGCAUCAAGACGUUAUCUGUCUUACAUCCUGGUCCCGGAUAUCAUUACUUUUUGUUGGUGAAAUUGUACGAAUAACGUAAAAAGGACGACAACGCGAUUGGCGGCGAUACAUACCUUCAUCGGCGCUGUUCUGACUUGUUCUCUGUGUUCUCUGUUGUGUUGUAACACUUUCUUUCUUACGCUUUUUCUUGGUUGUCACACACUUUGUGUUGUUGUGUUGCCUUAGACUGUUGCAAAUGCAAUUAAACCUUUGGAUU
This is a messenger RNA of Fomitiporia mediterranea MF3/22, 1258 nucleotides long. RefSeq lists its product as uncharacterized. The coding region runs from base 78 to 794 and encodes 238 amino acids. The record is from RefSeq and is a predicted model, not a curated record. NCBI's taxonomy places the organism in Eukaryota, Fungi, Basidiomycota, Agaricomycetes, Hymenochaetales, Hymenochaetaceae. The transcript has 6 exons.